Molecule: messenger RNA, 869 nt
Organism: Vigna umbellata (rice bean)
Lineage: Eukaryota; Viridiplantae; Streptophyta; Magnoliopsida; Fabales; Fabaceae
Product: mitochondrial inner membrane protease ATP23
Biological process (GO): mitochondrial proton-transporting ATP synthase complex assembly; mitochondrial protein processing
Molecular function (GO): metalloendopeptidase activity
Source: RefSeq, a predicted model, not a curated record
AGUCACUGUGCCCGGCCCGUUGCCUUCCUAGGCAUCACUUUCUCAGCAGGAGCCACCCACAAAACUGCGUCUCAAAGAAAUCAAAGGCAGAGCAGGGAAUGGAGGAAAACAAUCUCUCCUCCUUUCCCAGAAACCCCGGCGCAACUUUGGAGCAGUGCCAAAGCAUGAUUCAUAAGAGUCUCCUUUCUCCGCAGGUGAGGUUCUUGAGGGAGCAGUUGGAGAAAGCCGGGUGUCUCGUAGGGGAUAAUUUCAUCAAAGCUGUUAAAUGCAACGAGACCGGAAUAGCCGGUGGUUACACUAAGGGUAAAGGGAUAGUUGUGUGCUGCAACGAGAUGGAAUCUCAAGAUGAUGUUGACCAGGUGUUAAAGCAUGAACUUAUUCAUGUAUUUGAUGACUGUCGUGCAGCAAACUUGGAUUGGACAAAAUGUGCUCACCAUGCUUGUAGCGAGAUCAGAGCUGGUCAUCUAAGUGGUGAUUGCCAUUUCAAACGGGAACUUCUUAGAUUAACUUCCUUGAAAAUUCGAGGGCAUGAACAAGAAUGCAUCAGAAGAAGAGUUAUGAAAUCAUUGUCUGCAAAUCCUUAUUGCUCUGGUGUGGCAAAGGCUGCUGUGGAAUCUGUAUGGGAUGUUUGCUAUAAUGAUACAGAGCCUUAUGACCGAACUCUGUAAAAACUGCAUGAUUAUAACUGGUAUUUACUAUACCUGCGUUGGGUACCAUUUUGGGCUUGGAACUUUUAAGGUGAUGAUGGCAAAUUCAAAUAUAAGAAUGAAGUUUAGCCAGCCAAUUCAAUGAGAGUUGCACUGGUUCAUAUUUAAAAACUUAAUUGUAGUCUAUAUGCACUGUCAUUUAUAGAUAAAUGAUUUCUGUAA